Messenger RNA from Lagenorhynchus albirostris (white-beaked dolphin), 1584 nucleotides. It is a transcript of the gene HMGCS2, whose product is annotated as 3-hydroxy-3-methylglutaryl-CoA synthase 2. The record is from RefSeq and is a predicted model, not a curated record. NCBI's taxonomy places the organism in Eukaryota, Metazoa, Chordata, Mammalia, Artiodactyla, Delphinidae. Gene Ontology annotation, molecular function: hydroxymethylglutaryl-CoA synthase activity. Gene Ontology annotation, biological process: acetyl-CoA metabolic process. Gene Ontology annotation, cellular component: mitochondrion.
AUGACCAGCACCCUAGAAGCUGCCCUUGCACUCUGCGUCGUGGUCCGAAUGCGGGUUGGAAAAGAAUUUCCAGACACAAUGCGGAAUCCCCUGCUGAGACCUUCAGGACUGUGUGUCACCUGCAGUGUCAGUAAAACCAGCUGCUUCAAGUCACUGCAGUCAGAUUCAAAAUGGACGGAGGAUAAGAAGCGUGUUUCUCUGCUCUCUGAUUUCAUGAAAGGGGGACAUGAGAUGUUUUCUACAGUCCCUGCUAUCCCCUUGGCCAAAAGAGAUGCUUGGCCAAAGGAUGUGGGCAUCCUUGCCCUGGAGGUCUAUUUCCCAGCCCAUUGUGUGGACCAAACAGACAGGGAGAAGCUUAACAAUGUGGAGGCAGGGAAGUACACAGUGGGCAUGGACCAAACCCAGAUGGGCUUCUGCUCAGUCCAGGAGAGCAUCAACUCCCUGUGCCUGACAGUGGUGCAGCAGUUGAUGGAGCACACGCAGCUCCCAUGGGAAUCUGGGGGCCGGCUGGAAGUGGGCACUGAGACCAUCAUCAACAAGUCCAAGGCUGUCAAAACAGUGCUCAAGGAGCUCUUCCAGGAUUCAGGCAACACUGACAUUGAGGGCAUAGAUACCACCAGUGCCUGCUACGGUGACACUGCCUCUCUAUUCAGUGUUGCCAACUGGGUGGAGUCCAGCUCCUGGGAUGGUACUCACUAUGCCCUGGUGGUCUGUGGAGACAUCGCAGUGUACUCCAGUGGUAAUAUUCACCCCACAGGCAGGGCUGGAGCUGUGGCAAUGCUGGUUGGGCCCAAGGGCCCUCUAGCCCUCGAGAGAGGGCUUAGAGCAACCCACAUGGAGAAUGUAUAUGACUUCUACAAAGCAGAUAUGACUUCAGAGUGCCCACAAUUGGAUGGGAAGCUGUCCAUCCAGCGCUACUUACGGGCCCUGGACCGAUGCUACAUGUUAUACCAUCAAAAGAUGCACGAGUGGGAGCAAGCUGGCAUCGAUCGACAUUUCACUCCUGAUGACUUACAGUUUGUGAUCUUUCACACACCCUUCUGCAAGAGGGUCCAGAAAUCCCUGGCUCACCUGGUGUUCAAUGACUUUCUCUUAGCCAGUGGCAACACACAGACCGACCUCUAUAAGAGGCUGGAAGCCUUCAGGGAGCUAAAGCUGGAAGACACCUACACCGAUAAGGACGUAGCAAAAGCAUUUCAAAAGGCCUCUCUAGACAUGUUCAACAAGAAGAGCAAGGCGUCCCUCUACCUCUCCACACACAACGGGAAUAUGUACACUUCAUCCCUGGUGGAGGGAUGCCUGGCCUCACUUCUGCUCCAUCACUCUGCCCAGGACUUGGCUGGCUCCAGGACUGGUGCCUUCUCUUAUGGCUCUGGCUUAGCGGAAAGUUUCUUUUCAUUUCGGGUGCCCCAGGAUGCUUCUCCAGGUGCCCCACCGGAGAAGCUGGUAUCCAGUACAUCAGACCUGCCAAAAUGUCUCACCUCCCGGAAGCAUAUGUCUCCUGAGAAGUUUACAGAAAUAAUGGACCAAAGAGAACAGUUCUACCACAAGGUGAAUUUCUCACCACUUGGUGAGGGUCCGUAG